AUGCCGUCUGAUUUCGAUCCGAUCGAUGAUCCUUACUGGGAAGACGCCGACGUGGGUUAUGAUACUUGCAAGGCGGAAGAGAUCAUGGAUAGCAAUAACGACAAGCUCAAUAACAGGAGCGCAGAACCCAGCUCUACAAAUGAAAAGGAGGAGGCUGGUGACGGGACACUAGCCGGCCAAGCGGGUUCGACGUCAAAGUCCGAAUACACCAAGCCUUGGACAGGAGGAACGGAAGAUUUCAUGACCUCUCGGAAUGAAAUUGAUCGGAUAUCGGUAUCGGAGGGAUACAGGAAGAUGGCAGAUAAUAUGAGGAAGGUAGCGGGGAAGGAUGGCGGUGAUGGUGGUAAAAAGAAGUAA
This is a messenger RNA of Sordaria macrospora k-hell, 357 nucleotides long. RefSeq lists its product as uncharacterized. The record is from RefSeq and is a predicted model, not a curated record. NCBI's taxonomy places the organism in Eukaryota, Fungi, Ascomycota, Sordariomycetes, Sordariales, Sordariaceae.